AUGCAGCUGUUACAGCGCAUCCUGCUAGGCGGCCUGACCUUGCUUCCUAUUCUGGGAACAAGUGAAGCACAGUCCUACAAAGUCCAGAAACCUCCUCUAGACACCGACUGGACAUACAAGGUGGGAACGAACCCAUGGCCAGAACACCCGCGGCCGCAGCUCCGUCGCGAGGAGUGGAAGAACCUCAAUGGCAUAUGGACGUACGAAGGAGCCGGCCAGACUUACACCUUGAGCGGUCCGCCAACUGUGGAUGCAUUGUCGCGUGAAAUCAUGAUCCCGUCGUGUGUUGAGAGUGGUCUCUCGGGCAUUCAGGACCUCAAUUCUACCAAUAUGUGGUUCUCUCGUAGUUUCAACGUCCCAGACAACUGGAGGGGACAGGACGUCCUGCUCAAUUUUGAAGCUGUCGACUAUGAAGCCACUGUCUUCUUGAACGGCAUCAAGGUCGGCACAAACGUUGGUGGUUACUUUCGAUUCACUAUCAAUAUCACCAAGAACAUUAAAUGGGGACAGAACAACAAGCUCUUCGUCUUUGUCUACGACCCAACAGACACGGAUAUCAUUCCCAUUGGGAAACAGACCAGAAACCCAAGCCACAUCUUCUACCGGCCCUGCUCCGGCAUCUGGCAGACAGUAUGGCUGGAGAGAGCACCCGCAAACCGCAUCACUCAACUCGACGUGACGGCAGAUAUGCACGGCGAGGUCAAGCUAACUGCUCACACUACGCUCAAGAAAAACGCCGACAUGAAGAUCGAAGUCUUCGACACCAACGGCCGCGUUCUCGCCGAGCAAAAAGGCUCAUCCGACAAGGAAGUCCAGUUCAAGGUACCCAAUGUAAAGCAGUGGUCGCCCUCGUCACCCACGCUUUACAACAUGACAGUCACCAUGGGCGAUGAAGUCGUCCACAGCUACACGGGAUUCCGCACAAUCAGCAGCGGCAUCGUCAACAAGGUACAACGGCCGAUGCUCAACGGCAAGUUUGAAUUCCUGUUCGGCACGCUCGACCAGGGAUACUGGCCUGAUGGGCUGUACUUACCGCCGAAUCGGGAAGCCAUGAUCUACGACUUGAAGAUGUUGAAGAGCUUGGGCUUCAAUAUGGUCCGCAAGCAUAUCAAAGUUGAGCCGGAUCUGUUCUAUCGUGCGUGUGAUGAAAUCGGCCUCUUGGUUAUCCAGGAUAUGCCUAGUCUUCCUGCGGACGGCAACAGACCUCCCAAUGCGGCACAGCAGGCCGAAUUCCAACGACAGCUCGAGAUACUCAUCAACGAGCACAAGAGCUACACGUCCAUUGUCGUCUGGGUCAUUUACAACGAGAGCUGGGGACAGCUCCGGGGCCCUCCUUACCCCGAGGAGAAGCUUACGGAAGUCGUACGCAAGAUCGAUCCCUCCAGACUAAUUGACUCUGUAACUGGCUGGAAUGACCACGGAUUCGGUGACUUUUCCGACAACCACCAUUAUGCCAAUCCCCAGUGCGGCACGCCCUUCUACUCGCUCGCAUCUUCUCCAUACGACCCCAAGAGGAUCGGUUUCCAAGGCGAAUUUGCCGGCAUCGGUCACAACGUUUCCAUAGAGCAUCUGUGGAACGUUCAACAAGCCAUCGACACCAUCAACCAGACCUACGAACUCAACGACGACCUGGAAACAUACAACUACCGCGCCCAGGUCCUGUUCCGCGAACUCACCGAACAGGUCCGCUUCUAUGCCUGCAGCGGCGCCGUGUGGACCCAGACUACGGAUGUCGAGGGUGAAGUCAACGGCUUGUACACAUACGAUCGUCGGGUGCUUCGACCGAAUGAAAAGUUGUGGAAGGGCCUCAUCAAAGACAUAUUUGAUCAAGCUCAAAAGCGAGCUUAG
This is a messenger RNA of Pochonia chlamydosporia 170, 1848 nucleotides long. RefSeq names its product glycosyl hydrolase family 2. The coding region runs from base 1 to 1848 and encodes 615 amino acids. The record is from RefSeq and is a predicted model, not a curated record. NCBI's taxonomy places the organism in Eukaryota, Fungi, Ascomycota, Sordariomycetes, Hypocreales, Clavicipitaceae. Gene Ontology annotation, biological process: carbohydrate metabolic process. The transcript is spliced from 7 exons. Gene Ontology annotation, molecular function: hydrolase activity, hydrolyzing O-glycosyl compounds.